Molecule: messenger RNA, 2727 nt
Organism: Thyridium curvatum
Lineage: Eukaryota; Fungi; Ascomycota; Sordariomycetes; Thyridiales; Thyridiaceae
Exons: 1
Coding region: 1-2727 (908 amino acids)
Source: RefSeq, a predicted model, not a curated record
AUGAUCGCUACGGAAAAGAAUGAUCGCUUCCAGGCGGCCCUCACUCGGCUCUUGCAAACACAUGUCGUCGAGGCCGAGAGAUACCAGAUCCGCACCGCCCUCAUGUGGCUCGCCGUCGCCCUGCGGCCCGUCCGUGCCGCCGAGCUAUGGAUGGCCAUUGUUAUCGAGGGCAACAUGAACGUGGAGUUCGUUGAGUCCUACGUUGAUGAGACUAGGACUGUGGACGACGCAGAGGCCAUGGCCCUGAUCAAGGGGCUUGUCGGCGACCUCAUCACCUUCCGCGCUGACAACGCUGGACGCUACUUUGCCUCCCUUACCGACCCGGACCUGCCGGCCUAUAUGACCGCGCUCGACUUCGACGGCGACAUGGGCCUGUUUUCCUUCAACCCCAAGGACUCCCACAUGAUCGCCGCGUGUAUCUGCUUCAUGGUCUGCACCAGCUCGGUCAUGCGCACCUCCCACGUCCACAACAACUCCACCGCCUCGUCGCUCGUGGCCUACGCCUGGGCACACUGGAGCGAGCACCUGUCCUUGUCCGAGUAUCAGCUCUCAAACGAGCACAUGGCCACCAUGAUGGACUCCAUGGUCUUUUGCAUCUCCACCGACAUCCUGGCCUUUCUCUUGACCCUCAACGACUUCAUCACUGGCCCCGUCACUUUCCCCGCGUCGGACGACUACAUGCAGUCUGUGGCGCUCGUGGGCAAAGCACAGCUAGCUCUGGAGCAGCCGAUCAAGACUCUCUCGAAAUACGUUCAGAAUUACGGAUGUUCCCGGGUACUGCAAUCUGCUCGCAGUCUGUACGAAGCCUCUCGAGGCGAUCGCCAGUCAAGCGAGCACGAAAGGCGACCCCUGCACGCCGUUUCCAGCAGCACCGUGUCCAAGACUAGCUCGCUUCUUGUUGACGAUCUGAUCCGCAAGUCAAGCACCUACUUCGGCCAGGCAGAGUGGGAUCUCGUCAAUGACUAUGCACGGAUCGCGCGUAACAUACGCGAAGUCUGUGUCGUCUUCUCUCAGCCCCCGAUCUAUGAGGAGCUGUCGAAGGAGUUUGAAAACUGGUCUCCGAUAGAUACCCUCGUCAGCAUGGCCAACUUCGCCGAGGGCAUUGCGAGCUACCCCUACUGGAAUGAGUUGCCCAGAGGAACUACCACUACAGACGCUUUUGACAUCACCAACCCCCAAGAUCCUAACUACCAGGUGGCUCAACUAAUCAGAUCCCGCCUAAGAAAAGCAGAUACCCUGUCCGAAUCGAAGGAGCAAAAGUCUGAUAAACAUCUGGAAAUGCCGCCCACUCCGGCCGAUCAGAAACCCAGCCAGUUCACUAAGAUGCGAUGGCACGCCGCCAUGGCCGUGGAGCGGUUCAAGAACACCAAGGCCAAGAUCACGCACGGCUCGACCUUCACCCUCAACGAUCUGCGUACCCUCUCUCAACGAACCACCUCCUUCGCCUCCAUCCCCGCCGGCGCCUCCGGUGGAGACCCCUUCCAGCACGUCUCGCCCCUGAUCCCCAACGCGUUGCGCCGCUUCUACCGCAAACGCCUCUCUCCCGUCGUCAACUGGCUCAACGGCUCGGGCAUGAUGGGCUCGCUCGACAGCUUCGGCGGCGGCGCCUUCACGGCCGGCAUGGCGAACCUGUGGCCCAACACCAAGAUCGGCGUCCUCUCGGACGGCUACGGCGUCGCGGUGGUCCACUUCCUCUUGGCCGUCCUGCUCAACCACCUGCGGCGCAUGUUCGUCCCCUGGCUGGGCACCUACAUGUUCUACCACCCGCUCGAGGACCUGCGCCUGGCCCUCUCCAACCCGGACGUCUACCUCAACCAGGCCCUGUCGGUCAGCUACACGUGGAUCCUCGCCCACCAGGCGCAAAAGUACCUCGUCGACCUCUUCGGCAGCUGCAUGAUCGGCUUCAUCGCCGUCAACUGCGGCCGCUGGCCCGACGCCACGGUCGAGCCCCUGCGCCGCGCCGACCCGCGCAAGGCCCUCUGGCUCGAUCGCGCCAUGCACGCCGUCAAGGUCGGCUACCUCCUCUACUGCUUCAUGAACGCGUCGUACAUCCUCGACCGCAUCAGCAGCACGGUCGCCUUCCUCAUCGCCGCGGGCAAGCUGCUCUUCGGCGGCGACGCCGAGCACAUCGCCCUCGGCCGCCUGCUGCGCCGCCACCUCUUCGUCCUGCCCACGCUCGGCUACCAGGUGUACUCGUACGCGACGUCGUGCGUCUGGCCGCUGGCCUGGGGCUCCGUCGUCUGCGCUGUCGUGGGCCAGCCGGGCCUGCUCUUCGUCGUGCUGCUCGUCUCGGGCACCGUCUACGCGCUGCUGCGGUACCGCGCCAAGUUCUACAUCGCGCUCGAGCUGAGCGGCAUGUUUGUCGUCGCGGGCCUCCUGCUCGUCGCGGGCCUCCUGCUGGCCGUCGAGUUCGUCGACGACCCGCUGGGCCUCAAGGCGGGCACGAGCCGCGCGCGGAGGGUCGGGAGCGCUGCUAAGGGUCUGAUGCCGAUCGGUGGUAACACGAGGGCGAAUGUGCUCAGGGGCCAGAAGGCGGAUCCGAUCAUGAUGCCUUCGUCGUGGACGGCGGAAAAAGAGGUCUCCGGCCCGGUGGGGGAGCAGCAACAGCAGCAGCCGAUUGGAGUUGUGGGCGGCGGUGGCGCGCCGGUUGAGGAGGUUGGCGUUCAGGCGCGGGUAGAGGAGGUGCAGGAUGCUCAGGAGGGGAUGGGUCAUGCUAAGAAGGAUUAA